Molecule: messenger RNA, 279 nt
Organism: Peronospora farinosa
Lineage: Eukaryota; Oomycota; Peronosporomycetes; Peronosporales; Peronosporaceae
Source: the annotation of a GenBank genome assembly
AUGAUUUCAGGUGAGAUCCUUGGCAAAUUUCAGCGACUGUGGGCUGCUUCGAUGUUCAUAUGGAGCGUCAGUAAGCCAAUCGUGUCCAAGCAAAACAGAGACGAGGCUAGAGAUUUAUUCGGCAGAAUGUUGGUAGGUGUUGUGCUGAGUCUGGACCGUGGUCAUGGCUGCGAGGUGUUUAAUCUCGGUCGAGGCACACCCGGUCUGGCAACGACGUGGAAUUGGUAUUCGAAGCUCUACAACACGAAGACGAAAGAGUCGAUGAUCGAGCAAGCUUAA